This is a messenger RNA of Macrobrachium nipponense, 3057 nucleotides long. RefSeq lists its product as uncharacterized. The record is from RefSeq and is a predicted model, not a curated record. Bases 376 to 2169 code for a protein of 597 amino acids. The transcript has 2 exons. Lineage: Eukaryota; Metazoa; Arthropoda; Malacostraca; Decapoda; Palaemonidae.
CUGCCGCGGUCUUCUUAAGUAUUACGGCAGUUUGUGUCUAACAUUGGAUGUGCAGGUUUCACAAGACAAUCUUCGAAGAAUCAGUGUUCGACAAACCAGCCUCAAUACGAGAACGUCAAAGUGUAAUAAAAUACUGCAUGCAUAAGUGAAAAUUUUGCAAACAAGGGAUUCACAAGACCUGAUACCGGUAUUUUUGGUCCACUUGGUAUUUUCGUAGAAUAAAAAAAUUGACUGUCAAACCAUAUCCAGGAUAUCUCCCAAGGCUCCCACUAACAGCGAGAAGGGGUUCAAAGGCUACUUAUUUAAAAAAAAAAAUUGUUUGUUGCUUAUCUUUAGGGGACAUGUAACGAAUGGAGUCGAGACAGUCCUGAAGUGAUGGAAACCAUCAAAGAGGAAGGCUCCAAGGACGAUUCUGCAGAGACCAUCAGAGUAAAUCCCAAGGAGCCUCUCCAGAAUGACAAUGACCGUCAAAAUAAAUCAAAUACCCAGAGACAUCUGAAGUCUAUCCCACGAAACGUAGAUUGUUCAAGUGUACAAGUUGCUUUAGGUGACCCUGUGAGAAAUGUAGCUUGCCUUCAUCGACAAGAAUCGUCAUCAAAGGAUGGAGAAACGUCCAAUUGUUGUAAAAACUGUGAGCCAUCUGCGGGAACAUCAUAUUAUGAUGAUUGCAGUAACAAGAAAAAUUCUACUGAAUGUUCAAAUAACAAUGGUGAUAAUUAUUCAAGCUCAGCUGUUGCCGACAUUUGCUCAAAUUUAGAGGCAGUCUCAAGAUCAACGGCUUUCACUGCAAGAGCAGUGCCUACUGAAGAACAAAUUGAAGGCGGUGACCAGAUAAAUCAUGUUAGAGUAGUUAGUGAAGCAAGGAGUCGAGUUCCUUGUGGCUCUAGCAACUAUAAAGAUAAUCACACGAGGGAAAUGAAUGAUGCAAAGUACAAAGAAGGUUGUCAAAGUGGUGAUUAUAACAGAAUAAAUCAGUGUCCAAGUUCUUCUAGGUCUUUAGUUUCAUCCUACAAUCAAAAUAGUGCCUCAGUAAUUAACAUUAGUGCAUCAUCCUGUUCGGAGAUAAGCAGAUCCCCAUCAACCAUCUCCUUAAAUAGUCCUGCGGCCCAUUCGGAAGAUGGAAAUCCACCUUUUGUAAGCUCAUGCAGUUCUGAAGCAAGCAAUGUAGCACUCAGAGAAGGGAGUGAAAGAUUAUCACCAUCUGGAUACCGCAAUGCAGGCCCUUCUUUGGGGAACGGGGCGCAAAGAGCACCAAGAGUUUUUCAUAUCCAACCCAUUCAGUUAAACCCCCCACCAAUUAAACCCAUAAAGUGUACGUGCCAGUAUCGUUCACCAUUCUUGAAGUUGAGUCCACCUUGCUAUUUUUGUUCUACUACAGACCGACCUCCGAAAUACAGAGAAACAGAUGGUUUUGACUGGCGAAGAGCCAAGGGCAGAUUGUUCUGCGUGGUUAAGACUCUUGGAAAGAAAAACCGUAUACAACAAGAUGCUUCAUCGUCUAGUGACUUUUGCGAAAUGAAUGAUAUCCCAUUUACUAUUAGUGAUGGAAGGAUGCAGGGGCCAUCAAACAAUAAUCACGGAGAAUCUCUGCCCUCCCCAUGCAAUUCUAAUAAUUUAUCAAUAGCAUCACAUGAGUCCCAGAUCCACACAGAUGACAUUCAGAGAGCAGAGGUCAGUAUUACUGAAUCAGCUGAUGACAGAUGUCCACAGCAAAGAAGAAUUGGCAGCCUUUCUGGGAAUAAUAACGGAAGCUUAGCCUUAAGGACCGUGUCAUCAGAUCCACCACCAUACUUCAUGGGAGGCACAGGAAUACCCCCACCUUACUCCCCUCCCACUCCAUCCUCAUUUCCCCAAUACGCUACAAGUGAGAGCUGGACGUCAAAUUUUCACUGGCAACAUGAAUAUGACUUUACGCAAGUGGAGUUUGGUAGAAACUGCCGAUGUAACAUCAUCUACUCCUUCCUGCUGGGGACAAUCACCACGGUGGUCAUCUUCGGAACGGAUCCUCCUGUCCCUCUCCUAUCCUGCGCCAUCAUCUUCUUCACCUUCCUGGUGUAUAUGCCCCUCCUCUGGUUUCUGGAGAACUUCGUCCGGUGGCGCCCCUGGGGUUCUCUUCAGGAGAGAAUGGCUGUGUUCGCUGCAAGGUGUCCUCCGCGUCCACUAGAUUGAUUGUUACACAGAGCCAGUGCUUCAGUACUUCAGGAGGAAACCGAUAGACUAAAAAUCACAAACUCCAAAUUAUAUCUGUUACAGGGAAUACGUGAAAUCAGGGAUAUCACGCUAGGGAAAAUGUGAAAUGACCAAUUCGCUAAGGAACAUUCGACCCUUGAGAGCCAGAGUAGCUUAGUACUAAAAGAGGCGAAACAAAGAUUCUUUUACACAGUUUCACAGUGUUUGGCAAUAGCACCUGGGGAGAUCAAAGGUGUUUAGCUACGUUUAAUCCUAGCCCCUAGUUGAUCAAAUGGCCCUAAAUGCAUCUGAUCACCCUAAGGACCAAGGGACUAGUACUAAACACAGCGAAACACAUUUGACGCCCAAGGGCUAGUACUAAACAGGGCGAAACAGUGCAACGGAAUAACUAUUUCGCCGUGUUUAGUACUAGCUCUCGGGGAUCAAAUGUUCCAAAGAGAAUUAAGCCAUUUCACAUAUUCCCUAGGGAUUUCGUGACAUCCCGAUUUCAUAUAUUCCCUGUAAGUUAUAUACCGCAGAGUAGUAAAAUAAAAAAAAAACAGCAAAGGAGAUGGGAGAAUGGGCAUAAAUUAAAUAAGAAUUAUACUUUUCGUUUGCUCUUUGUAAAUUUCUUCUCAGACUGAUUAUUCAUUUCAGUUAGGCUAUUAGUGUUUUCAACUUUAAUGUUUACAAGCAGUUCUGCAAUUUUAUGUUCCACUGAAAUAAUUUUUUCUAUCCUCAAUGUACAUUCCACUUUAAACUGAUUUUAACCUUGUAAAAUCAGUUGUUUUCUAUAGUUGUUUGUUUUGCUGUAACUGUUCGUAACUCUUGAUAAAUAGAAAGACUGAUUCGUGUGCGUGUGUAUAUAUAUAUAUAUAUAUAUAUAUA